Messenger RNA from Olea europaea var. sylvestris, 1158 nucleotides. RefSeq lists its product as uncharacterized. NCBI's taxonomy places the organism in Eukaryota, Viridiplantae, Streptophyta, Magnoliopsida, Lamiales, Oleaceae. The coding region runs from base 1 to 1158 and encodes 385 amino acids. The transcript is spliced from 2 exons. Gene Ontology annotation, molecular function: catalytic activity. The record is from RefSeq and is a predicted model, not a curated record.
AUGAGUGCCAUCAUUUGGAAUGUGAGAGGUGUAGCUAGUGUAGCUACUCGUCGGCGCCUGAAGAAACUUAUACAGCUUCAUCAGGUUUAUCUUCUAGUUAUACUGGAGCCUUUUGUUCUGCAGCAGAAUUUUGCAUAUACACAACGCUAUCUGUGCUUCGACAUGGGAGCUCAGAAUGAAUCGAAUAAGAUCUGGUUUUUCUGGAAUUCGGGGACUAGUGUUACUGUUAUUGUUGAUCAUCCCCAGUUUCUUCACGUUAGAGUUGAGGAUCCUAGACUAGCGCGUCCUAUCUAUUUGACUCCAGUCUAUGCAUCAUGCGAUUCUACUAUCAGGAGGGAUUUGUGGGCGGGUCUUCACCACAUCUCCCUCAAUAUGGACGAUCCUUGGCUAGUUGGGGGAGACUUUAAUGUUAUUACACAUGAUGGAGAGCGCACUGGUCAUAAUACCCGUGAUUGUGUUACUACUGCUUUCUCUGAUAUGGUGUUAGACUGUGGUUUAGAGGAUGCGGGUUUCAUUGGAAACCGAUAUACUUGGACCAAUGGUCGGGUCAGAAAGAGAUUGGAUAGGGUACUUAUUAUUUCUACAGCUACAGCUUUUUGUCAACAGCUUACAGUGAGACACUUGAAUCGGACUUCAUCUGAUCACUCUCCUUUACUGCUUCAGUGGGUUUCUGAUGAUGAUUUGGGGCCUAGACCGUUCAGAUUCCUCAAUGUUUGGACCAAGCACCAUUAUUUUUUAGCCUUUGUCUCCCAGAAGUGGUCGCUCCCUACUCAUCUCACAGGGAUGACUACUCUAUGGGAGAAGUUCUUUAGGCUGAAACAGGGUCUACGCUGGUGGAACCGACAUGUAUUUGGAGAUAUUUUUCAGUGGGUGCACGAUGCUGAGGUUGGGAUUGAUGAUGCUGAGAUAAUAUAUGAUAGAGAUCCCACACCGGAGCACCGCAACUUACUACAUCAUGCCCAGGCAGUUUUGAAGCAGACCUUAUCUAUUGAGGAGGGCUUUUGGAAGCAAAAAGCCAGUUCACAUUGGACUUCGGCUAUUGCAUUCUACCAGGAUCUCUUAUCUGCUCCUCCACAGCCCUUGGAUCACAUCCGUUCAGAUGUAAUUCCCAGACUCUUGACGGUGGACGAUAAUUUGGCACUAAAUUGCCCCCCUUGA